GUCGGCCAUGGGGUUUCAUUGACAGCGGAUGUCAUUACGCGCGCCGUUUCGCGCCAAGUUUGAAAAGUUUUUUUUUUUUAGUGUUGUGCUACCGUGCUAUACUUUGUGUGUUUGUUUGAUUGUCGAUGCUAGGUUACCUCAAAAUCAUCGCCUUCAAGUGUAUAUCCAAGUUUUAGAUCUGUGAUAUACAUAUAUUAUUUAUAAAGAUCGAUUUACGAACAAAAUGUGCAAGUGAACACGUUAUCAUGUCAAAGUGUAAACACAAAGAGGAUGGCUCUACGAAAUGACGUCAUGGAGUCCAACUUCCUAGCCGCGGACACGCCGCCGAUGACCGAGAUCGCGUACCAACCGAAAACGGACUUGGCCAUCGAGUACUUUAACACUUUCAAUCAAAUAUGCGAGAACUACCGCGACGAGCGGCAACCGGACGGCCUGCGGGCCGUAGACGCGCUACGCGUUGCGCCGGAUCAGCUACGCGGCCACCACGAUGCGCUACGGGCUACGGCGGACAGCGUGCGCGCGUCGUCCGACUCGCUGCGGCUGUCCUCGGACACGCUGCGCGUUUCCUCUGAGAUAUUGGACGGCAGCCGCGAAUUUAUAAGCACAGACUUUCAAAAGCUAGAGUUUAGUGACAAAGUGUUUUUGGGGAAGGACGAGCAAGUGUUUCAGUUUGGACAGCCCGAUGCCUCCGCGUUGUUGAGGCACCGCGCGAGGCGGAGGUACAACGAAGAGCACGGCCUGCCCACCGCGACCAGUCAGGAGAGCGGGUACGGCAGCGAUGAAUUCGGGCACGACUCGCCCAGCCGGUACGCGUCGCCAAAGGGCGCCGGCGCGGGCGCCGCGUACCAGGAGCCGUACUACGGCGGCGAGUGGGGCGCCGGCUACUACCAGCCGCCGCCCUACCACCACGACCCCUACGCGACCUCGCCAGGUAUAGGCGCGGGCGCGGGCGCGGGCGAGGCGGGCGCGGCGGGCGGCGCGGAGCUGCCGCUGCCGCCGAUGUCGUCCUUCCGCGCCGCGGCGCCGGUGCACUCGCCCACCGACGCCAUGCUCGUCGCCAAGCCCACUAUGCAGCCGAUGUACGCGGGCGGCGCGGGCAGUGGGGCGGGUGUGGGGGGCGUGGGGGUGGGCGGCGCGGGCGUGGCGGGGGGUGUGGGGGUGGCGGGCGAGGCGGCCAGCCUCUCCUCGUACGGCUCGUCGCCCUCCACGCCGGUGCACUCGCCGCCGCCGCUGCACGCGCGCCUCUACCCGCUCAAACACGCGCACAAUGGACAGGGUACAAGUUGGGUGGGCGCGGGCGUGUCGCCGCCGCCGGGCGCGGGCACGCCGCACGCGGGGCCGCACACGCCGCACGCGGGGCCGCACACGCCGCACGGCGGGCAGCACACGCCGCACGCGGGGCCGCACGCGCCGCUCGCCGGCGUGCUGCCCAACGGCCACCACGUCGCCGUCUACCCGCCGCCCGUCAUGGGCGGCGGCGCGGAGCAGCGGCAGCUGGACGAGGCGAUGGUGUUCCUGCGGGAGCACAGCGACGUCGGCGUCAGCGCGGGCGCGCGCAUGGAGGAGCGGCUGGACGACGCCAUCAACGUGCUGCGCAACCACGCGGAGGCGCCCGACCUGUACCCGCAGGACAUGGCGCACCAGCCCGCAGCGAGCCGGCUGGGCGGCCUGCCGCACUUACAGCCGGAGCCGGUCAAAUUAGAGCGACAUCUGCUGCCCAACACUAAGAAGCGCAAGGAGCCGCCGGACUCGGGCGUGGACUCGAAGCCGUCCUCGUCCGGCUCCGCCGACCUGCUCGCCGCCAAGCCGCCCUCCGCCAAGCGCUCGCGCCGCUAUGUGGCCGGCAGCUGCUCGUCGGCGGACGAGGACGAGCUGGACCCCGACGCGAAGGCGGCGCGCGAGCGGGAGCGCCGCCAGGCCAACAACGUGCGCGAGAGGAUACGGAUACGGGACAUCAACGAGGCGCUGAAGGAGCUGGGGCGGAUGUGCAUGACGCACCUGAAGAGCGACAAGCCGCAGACCAAGCUCGGCAUACUCAACAUGGCCGUCGAGGUCAUCAUGACGCUCGAGCAGCAAGUCAGAGAGCGCAACCUGAACCCGAAGGCGGCGUGCCUGAAGCGGCGCGAGGAGGAGAAGGCCGAGGACGCGCCCAAGCUGCUCGCCGCGCCGCUACACCACUACCAGCCCAUGCCGGGCAUGGGCCAGGUGCCGGGGCAGGGGCCGACGGGGCCGCCGCAAUAGCGAGAGCGCGCGCGCACACACGCGCCCGCCCGCACGCACACGCGCGCGCCCGCCGCGCACGCACAAGCGCACACACACGCGCCCGCGCACGCACACACGCACGCGCACUCCUAGCCGGCACUAGGGUGCGGCUCGCUCGCCGCCGCUCUUUGAAAUACCCCAUAGUUUUGACAUUUUGAUGGAUUUUGUUUUAAUGUAACUUCCCUUUUUUUAAAACAACAGUGUAAUUUUCUUUAUGGUCUGUUUAAAUUUCUCUAUGAAUGCAUUCUGGUUGUCUUUUUUCCACACUUUAUCCUUGUUUCGUUCUUCUUCUUCGAGCCCUUGUUUCGGAACAAUUGGCGCAGCGGUCAAACUCAAAUCGUGAGACAUUCCAUGUGGGCGAGGCGGGCGAGGCGGGCGAGCAGCGCGGGUGUGUCGGGUCGUUCGCGCGCGUCUGUGCGCGCUCGGGUCGUUCCGCGCCGUCAGUGACCCCGGACUGUACAUAGCUCAUAAGUGUGUAUAUUACCUAGACAUAGGACAUAGCUUUAUAUCCUAAACGUUCAUCACGAAAUUUUUGUAUGUCUAUCCAAAGACGCGUCGAUGGAGGAAAAUUGUAAAAUAGCCCCCUAGAUAUAUGUAGCAUAAUUAAUGGAUAUAUGAGAUGAAAAGAUAUUUUAAUUACGAUUUUAAAUAAUUUUUGUUCGCUGCCAUAAGCGUAGAUUAAGGUCCGGAGUCCAUUUUCCACCGUCCCCGGAACAUUUGUUUGUAUGUAUGUCCCUCCGCUCGCGCACCGUUUUAUCGCUUGACAAUAAAUACCUUGAAAAUGGACUUUGGAAUUAUUUUACUAGGGAUUUCUUUACGCCUUUUUUAGAGAUUCGAUGUGAGACAAAUGACGUUAUAUUAUUAUUUUGUAAAUUUGUGUGUUUUUUCGUAUUUUCGUCGAAUGGGGACUAGGGGGGGGGGCAUAGCCUUACGUGAUGUAAAUUAAUUUGGGUAAAUAAGGAAAAAUACACAAAAGUUUCGUUUGGCUGCUAACUUAAGUGACGUACUUAAGAUUUUAUCUUAGAACUCCAGUGAAUUUUUAUGAUUUUUACCCCGUUUACAGGUUUAUGUUACGCCUGCGCGUAUUUUAUUAUUUUAUUUAUAUUUUUUUUUGGUAGCUGUAGCGUUUUUGAUUGGAUCGUACUUAUCCAGUGCACUGUACGGAAUUAUUGUCGAUUAUUUUUUAUGAUUGUUUUUAAUCGAAACUUUGAUUUAUCGGUGAUCAUAAAUCGUACGCAUGACAAAUGAAAUUUUGCAUGGAAAUCAAGUAUUUUUAUAUUUUUUAUAUAAUUUUUUUAUAGUGCACUCGAAAUUUGUUUUACACGAAACGAACGCGUCUCGAUAAAUUAUAAUAAAAUAAAACUCGUACUGUAAGGAAAGCGGCCGGCGUUCGUUUCGCGUCGAGGGGUGCGUCGCUCGGCAGCACUCGGCCAUUGUAAAUAUAAUGUGGAUGCCGAAGCUCAAUGUAGGGUCGGUGUCGCGGUCGCAGCGGCGGGGCCCCGGGGGCCCCGGGGAGCCCGGCGGGGCCCCGCCCGGGGCCCGGCUCGCGCGCGGCCCGCUGCCCCCUGUACCAGAUCAGUGGGCGCCACGCGUUAGGUACAGGCCGCCAGUGGGCCGCGCCAACAGCCAGCUCCCAUUGGAAAGUUCAAAAUAUUUUUUUAGUAUUUCGUAGAUUUUAAGUCACGCAAUUGCGACCGCCGUUAGCUUAGUUGACUUCUCUCUUCCAUUUAGCGUUAAUUUUAAGUUUUUUUUUUUAUAAUUAUUAUCGAUUAAUUUUGUUGUGUGCGGCGACGCACGCGCGCGGUCGCCGCGUCCCAGUAAUUUAUUGGAAACUUAUGCUCAGGUUGAAAAGCGGCACUGGAGUUGUUUUUUUAUUUCUUUCUGUUACUGAUCCUGGUGAUUUGUAAUGAUGAGGCUUUGCGAGAAUUUUUGUUGAUUUGUGAACUCUGUAUAAUGGAGCGAUCCCUCUGUUCAAAUGGAUUAUAAAUAUUACAAGAAAGCUCUUAUUAUAAAAAUGAAUAAUUAUAAUUAAAUAUAAAUGUGCCAUUCAUUUUG
This is a messenger RNA of Zerene cesonia (dogface butterfly), 4317 nucleotides long. RefSeq names its product protein daughterless (gene da). Gene Ontology annotation, molecular function: DNA-binding transcription factor activity, RNA polymerase II-specific; protein dimerization activity; RNA polymerase II cis-regulatory region sequence-specific DNA binding. Lineage: Eukaryota; Metazoa; Arthropoda; Insecta; Lepidoptera; Pieridae. Bases 271 to 2241 code for a protein of 656 amino acids. The record is from RefSeq and is a predicted model, not a curated record. The transcript is spliced from 14 exons. Gene Ontology annotation, biological process: regulation of transcription by RNA polymerase II. Gene Ontology annotation, cellular component: transcription regulator complex.